AGAGAGGAAAAAGUUGAGUCUGAUUUGCUGGAAUCGCGCCUGGAAGGUGCAGCUCGGUUUGAUCAGGAGUUUGUGUGAAGCUGAAGGGGUGAAGAUCCAUCCCUGCGCAUCAUCAUCUUCCUCAUCAUCGCCAUCAUCAUCAUCAUGAUUACCGGCUUCCUAAGAAGAAGCUUCGCGUGAGGCGGCGCAGAGGAGAGACGUGCGCAGCUCCGAGACUCAUCCGCAACUUUUCCUUCUUUUGCAUAAAAACACAACCUCUCCGCGCUGAGGACAACCUUUGGAUCAUAAAAAAAAUUCAUGGAUAUUCUUGGAUAAUUUUUCCUUUCCUUUUUUUUCCACUGCGGAUUGCUGCUCCACGCUCUCGCGCGGCACUCCAGGACGAUGAAGUGAUCCGAGGGGGAUUCGUCCAAAAAGUCCAAAAAUCACUUCCGUCCGCUGUCUCGCCAUGUACUCCCCGAUCUGUCUCACUCAGGAUGAAUUUCAUCCCUUCAUCGAGGCGCUUCUCCCUCACGUCCGAGCCAUCGCCUACACGUGGUUCAACCUCCAGGCCAGGAAGCGCAAGUACUUCAAGAAGCACGAGAAGCGAAUGUCCAAGGACGAGGAGCGCGCCGUGAAGGACGAGCUUUUGGGCGAGAAGGCCGAGAUCAAGCAGAAAUGGGCGUCUAGGCUGUUGGCCAAGCUGCGUAAGGACAUCCGGCAGGAGUACCGUGAGGACUUUGUCCUCAGCGUGACGGGGAAGAAGCCCCCGUGCUGCGUGCUGUCCAACCCGGACCAGAAGGGCAAGAUCCGUCGGAUCGACUGCUUGCGGCAGGCCGACAAAGUCUGGCGCCUGGACCUGGUGAUGGUCAUCCUCUUCAAAGGCAUCCCUCUGGAAAGUACGGACGGCGAGCGCCUGGUCAAGUCCCCACACUGCACCAACCCAGCACUUUGUGUCCAGCCUCACCACAUCACAGUAUCCGUCAAGGAGCUGGACUUGUUCCUAGCGUACUAUGUCCAGGACCAAGACUCGCAGCAGUCAGGAAGUCCAAGCCACAAUGAGCCCGGCAAAACUCCCCUUCCAGUCUAUUUGGAAGACAGUUUCAUCAAAUCAGGAGUCUUCAGUGUUGCAGAGCUGGUGCGGGUGUCCAGAAUGCCCAUCACCCAUGGCGCAGCGGUACCCUUCUCCAUGGCGGACAUGCCCGGCCAGCCCUACUAUCAUGACAUGAACUCCAGCCUGGGGGUGCACCGCUCCCUUUCCUCUCCUCCUGGCAGCAAAAGGCCCAAAACGGUCAACCUGGAGGAGAACAUGGACACCAGCCCAACAGGACCGGACUUCUACUCGUCACCCAGCUCGCCUGCCAGCAGUCGGGCAAACUGGCACGACCGAGAUGGAGCAGACAUGUCCUCUCCCACCAUGAAGAAGCCAGAGAAGCCACUGUUCAGCCCCACCUCUCCACCGGACUCGUCAUCACGACUCAGCACUUUCUCUCAGCCUCACCACCCGGGCCUAACAGGUGUGGGACACAGUGUUAUAUCAUCCAGGAGCCCCCCUCCACACUCGCCCCUGCAGUUCCCGACCUCCACAAUCUUGCCUCCGGCGCCAACGCACUACUUCUCACACCCCACCAUCCGCUACCCACCUCACCUCAACCCCGCUGAUCCCCUCAAGAGCUACGUGCCAUCAUACGACCCGUCCAGCCCACAGAGCAGCCAGGCUAACAGCAGUAGUCAGGGGGUUGGAAAAGUCCCAGGCCACUUCACCCCAGUGUUGGCUCCAUCCCCACACCACGGCGCUGUGCGACCCGUCACGCUCUCCAUGGCCGACACCAAACCCAUCACCACAUCGACAGAAGUCUACUCAUCUCCCGGCACCCCGACAGCUAAUCGUUUUGUAAGCCUGAGCCCAAGAGAUCCUGCUUUUCUCCACCAGCAACAGCUGAGGAAGUGUGACUGGAGCGUGACUCAAAACGGCAGGCAUUAUGGCCCCAGUGCCACUGACGACACUUUGGGGAUUACUUGGCAAAGUCCUGGUACCUGGGCGAGCUUAGUUCCAUUCCAAGUGUCGAACGGGACUCCGAUUCUGCCAACAAAUGUCCACCAGAACUACAGCAUAAACAUCAUUGGUGAGCCGCUGGUCCCCGCCGAGACCGGGAACUGAGCCCACGGAGGCCGGAUGACCUCCUCCUCCCCCAGCAACCCCCCUUUCCCGUCAGGGCGGAAGGGCGGUGCGGAGCUAGCACUACAGGUGUCCGCAGCCAUGGAUGAAACCAGCAAAAGCAGCAGGUGCUGCAGUCACCCCACCUCACCACCACCACCGCAACCUCCUCCCACUCCUCCUCCUCCCGAUGAUGGACACUGGCCCUGAAGUGAGGAUGAGCUCAGAGGGAAGAACAUAGCUUCAGGUCUGCUGUGUCCUCGCACACACACUACCACCACCACCACCUCCCUCACCCACCAGUCAGUUGUUGCAGAACUUUUUGGAUCCAUCUAAAUACUGUGAUGUAUAGAUGCCUUAAUGUUUUAUUGCAUGACACUCUAGACUCUUAGCAGUACUAUUUUUCCAUGUUGGAGGAAGAUGUAAAAUCUACAUUUAAACACACACACACUCACACACAGAUCCAAGGGGGGCUGCGGUUUGAAACCUGCCUAGCGGACAGCUCAGAGACUCUGCAAUCUCUUGAAAAGAGCCCCGCCCCCAACGCCCUCUUCAUGGAGCGACUCACUGUGUACACCAUAGGAACAAAAACUUGUGAAUUCAGAGUGUUUCUUCUUCCAUUUGAUUUCAGUUUACUGUGAUACGACUCUUUGUUUUGGUUUAUUUUUUAAGUGUUGUUUAUUCUUUACUGCUACUUACUUCAAGAAUUAACACUUAAGAGUUAAGAACUCUCAAUGCAGUUUUAAAAAAACACUAAACGCUAGGCUUGAGAUUGGACCCCUCCUAAAAUAAUAAAGUAAAAUAAAAAAAAUCUAAUCCUUAAAAAAAAAGAAGAAGAAGAAGCGUAACGAGAAAGAAGAAAAAAAAAGAUUGCAACAGUGGCAAGUGCAAUUGAAUUUUUUUGAAGGGAAGCUAUCAGUCUGACAGCCCUGAGACUCUAAAGGAAGGGGGAUAAUUGUUAAAUGUUUAAUGAGACAUUUAAAUUAGAUUUUUCAGUCACUUAUCCAUCUAUUUGCAUGAGAAAAGGCAGUUGAAGGCAAGCAUAAAACUACCUGUGCAGCUUAAAACCAGCACUUAAUACGAGCUCGUCCCAUCAUGAUGGGGAGGCUGUUUUAUUUCCUUUUUUUGUUUUUUGUUUUUUAAAUACUUUUUAAAUGUUUGUGUGGGAACUAACAUCCGAAAAUAAGUCAAGAAUUGACACACACACACAGUGCUAAUCAUGAUGGCAUUGAAUGCGUUUGGCCAUCAGCUUAUAAAGCUAAAAAAACUGACUAACUGGGAUUUAAUCGCUUAAUCUUCAUGCAAAUGUACUGUAAUCUUAGACAGCUGGUGUUUGGCUAACUCUAGGCCCACCUUUCUACUGGAUGCAAAAGCAUUGCGUAACAUCUGCAAAGUGUAGUGCGCAGCAAUUACCUGCUGCUAAAGUCGACGGGUGCAUUUCCACCGUCUGCAAAGUGUGGCGUUUUCCAGAAGCAGAUGCUAAAUUCACGCUUGGAGUCCACUUUUUACGAGCUACACCUCCAGAACGCGCUGAGCUCAGCAGUUCGGAUCAGGUUAGACAGGAAGUCAACUGUGAGUGCAGGGUGACAAAUUUGGAAACUUUCUAAAUAAAGGUCACUUUAAGAUUUCCAUUAACAAAAAAAAAAAAGUA
Molecule: messenger RNA, 3785 nt
Organism: Nothobranchius furzeri (turquoise killifish)
Lineage: Eukaryota; Metazoa; Chordata; Actinopteri; Cyprinodontiformes; Nothobranchiidae
Product: nuclear factor 1 B-type
Biological process (GO): regulation of transcription by RNA polymerase II
Cellular component (GO): nucleus
Molecular function (GO): RNA polymerase II cis-regulatory region sequence-specific DNA binding; DNA-binding transcription factor activity, RNA polymerase II-specific
Source: RefSeq, a predicted model, not a curated record